AUGGUCGGACUCUCUAGGAGUAGUUUUAAUUACUAUGUUGAACUCAGCUAUGAUGGAAUCGGAAUUACAAGCUCGCAAAUGGCUGGCAGAAGCGGCUCUUCUUUCAGUCUCACACCGGGGAACCAAGAAGCUCUGGAGGAGCAGCUGCGUGUCGCCAAGUCUCAGGCCACUCCAAAACGUUCCGCCACUCUUGCUUCUGCUGUGCGGUCCAGCGUUGCGUCUAAACGAUCCAGGGUUGCAAGCGAUACGUCUGAUUCUUCUGCGGCCUCUGUAUCCGCUCAGCGCUCGCGUGCCCGCUCUGGUGUCCCCAAGUACAUUGACGACGCAGCUGCUCCUCCAGUGCUUUGA
Molecule: messenger RNA, 348 nt
Organism: Talaromyces rugulosus
Lineage: Eukaryota; Fungi; Ascomycota; Eurotiomycetes; Eurotiales; Trichocomaceae
Exons: 2
Coding region: 1-348 (115 amino acids)
Source: RefSeq, a predicted model, not a curated record